AUGUCCCAAACGCAACAAAUUCACAGACGCAAGUCGAGCAAAGACGAGGAUGAUAUUCCACUUCCAACGCCCCCGCCGACUGUUGAAAUUUCGGUGCCAGAAGAGCACGAAUUGCCAUCGGUAACCAUAUCAGCGCCCCCACCGCGCACGCGGACACAAUCCACACCGCACCAAUUCAGUCACAAUCGAAACUCCUCCAUAUCCUCGUCGACGACGGGGAGCACCAACCCGCCCUCAGCAGGUCCAUUCCGAACGAGUUUUGCACCGCGCCCGUUGAAUGGUCAUUCAUUGCCCUCACCGUACAGGUCCUCGUUCUCGGCUCCUAUGCCACCUCAGCUGAAUGGCCAUUCACAUUCGCGCACGCGGUCCAUAUCCACCCCCUUUUCUCCGGUUUCACCGUCUCCUCUGUCGUCUUCUUUCCCUAUGAGCUCUUCGAGCCCCGGAGUGUCGAGUGCUGGAAGUACCAUACCGUCAAAUAUGUCCGUAUCGCACUCGGCUCCCGAAUCUGUGCAGCAACAGCAAGCAGAUGGCAGCCAGCCAGCACCGUCUACAACGUCAGCAGCAACAGCGGCGGCCAAGGAGAAGCGCAGGCAUUCGAGGAUGCACUCUCGUAAUCUGUCGGUGUUCUUUCCCCGGCCUGGAUCGAUACCCCAUAGCACGAUAUCCGAAGACGGCUCGCAGGAGGUCGAGUUUGGUGGACCACAGGAGCAGGAGGCAACGCUGAUACCGUCUGCAGGGUCGAGCGUGAGCAUACCUGGCUCGCGGCGGUCGAUGCACCAGCCAGUCACGCCGCUCGGACAGGGCUUCACGUUUGGUGCACGGCCGCCCUCGAGCCUCCCCACUCCUGAAUUCAUGACGGCUCCCCGCACCUCCUCCACGAGCACCUCGUCUGGCACAUCCAAGCGCGGACACCACCACAAGCACUCACUCUCGCACAACUUUUUUUCGUUCCUCGAGCCUGGCAGCACAGGUGCAAGUCGCGAGGAAGAUCUACAUACUAAUCCGACGCCAACUCCCAUCUCGCCGUGGGGCCCCAUAUCUUCUUCAUACCCCGACUCCGCGUCCGCGACGCAAAGCAAGUUCGGACUUGCCCAAACCCAGACACACUCACAGACAAACGGCCACGCGGUGCACUCUCGCCUGCCGCCGCAUUCAGAGCCCCCGGCGAUUUCGUCGGCGGCAGUGGUGGCAGCAUCGAGUCAGUUCGUGCUAGGGGCGUGGUUGUGGGUUGUCGGGCAGCAGGUUGGAUCGCUUGCAUGCACAGGGCUCGGAUAUUGGGUUGUUUUUGAUGCAUUUGGUGUUGCACUGGCGGGUGUCGUGCCGGGCUGGCUUGCCUCGGGGUCUGGGUCACUGAAGGAGAGGGAGAAGGUCCGGAGACCGUAUGGAAAUGGACGGGUGGAGACUGUGUUGAUGUUUGCUCAGGCGGUGUAUUUAGUCUUCUCGUCUGUUUAUGUAUGUAAAGAGACGGUCGAACAUCUGCUGCUGAGCGCAGGUGGCGGAGAGGGCCACCAUCACCACCAUGGAGAUGAGGAGGAGGGCUUGGGCAUUGAUUUCCCUAUCAUUAUGACCUUUAUUACAUUCAUUUCACUUCUAGGAACUGCAAUCUUUUUCGAGAACAACGUUAAAAUACUGAAUAUUACCGGAAACCGUAUACCAUCGAUUCCCUCACUAAUUCGCUCUGUGUGGUCGCCAUCGCGGCAUAACCACGACCCACCGCCGACAUCUCCCGUCGCCCAAAUUGCGUCGAAUCCGUUCAUUGCAAGCCCGCUCUUUUUCUGUGUUUCGAUUUUGGCCGUUGCGCUGUUUAUACCACCGGUACAGCACCGGAUGGCCGACCUGGUGUUGGCGUUCAUCAUUGCGGCUUUGACGUUCAAGGUCGCGUAUGGCGCGUCUACUGUGCUUGGCACGGUUCUCCUUCAGACGAGUCCCCCUCGUGGGCUCUCCAGCGGAAAAAUGGAGUCAUUCCUACGCGCCAUGCGUGAGGUCGAACGCCAUCCACAAGUCGUCCAUCUCCCAGCACCACACAUCUGGCAGCUCACCCCAAGCUACGCGCAGUCCGCCACCUCCCAUUCAUCGUCAUCCUCCCUGCAUUCACCAACAUCGACGACGUAUAAACACCACGCGCAGUCGCAGCCGGAGUCGCUGGUGGUGACGCUUGAGCUGCACGUGCGACAUGAUCUGGGCGACGACGACGUGCUGAAGCUGACGCGGUGGGCGUGGGAAAAGUGUGUGAGUGCGAUUGCGCCGGCAGGCAGCGCAAGGGAUUAUAAGGAGAUGGGCGAGGAGGGUGCGCCAGAGGUCACGGUGGGUGUUGUGAGGGGAUGA
This is a messenger RNA of Psilocybe cubensis, 2325 nucleotides long. RefSeq lists its product as uncharacterized. NCBI's taxonomy places the organism in Eukaryota, Fungi, Basidiomycota, Agaricomycetes, Agaricales, Agrocybaceae. The coding region runs from base 1 to 2325 and encodes 774 amino acids. The transcript has 6 exons. Gene Ontology annotation, cellular component: membrane. Gene Ontology annotation, molecular function: protein binding; monoatomic cation transmembrane transporter activity. The record is from RefSeq and is a predicted model, not a curated record. Gene Ontology annotation, biological process: transmembrane transport; monoatomic cation transport.